AUGGGACGCGUCAUCCGCAACCAGCGUAAGAGCGGCGGCAUCUUCCGCGCGCACACGCACCACCGCGUUGCGCCGGCCAAGCUCCGCGCGCUCGACUUUGCCGAGCGCAACGGCUACAUCCGUGGCUUGGUCAAGGAGAUUGUCCACGACCCGGGACGUGGUGCUCCCCUCGCCCGUGUCGUCUUCCGCGACCCGUACCGCUACAAGAUGCGCACCGAGACGUUCAUCGCGACGGAGGGCCUCGCAACCGGGUCCUUCGUCUACUGCGGGCGUAAGGCUACGCUCGCAGUCGGCAACGUUCUCCCCCUCGCCCAGCUCCCCGAGGGAACGAUCGUCUGCAACGUCGAGGAGAAGGCCGGAGACCGCGGCGCGCUCGCCCGCACCUCGGGCAACUACGCCACCGUCAUCGGACACGACGCCGACUCGGGCCGCACCCGCAUCCGUCUCCCCUCGGGCGCCAAGAAGUCGGUCGCGUCGUCUGCCCGCGCCACCAUCGGUAUCGUUGCCGGCGGUGGACGUAUCGACAAGCCCAUGCUCAAGGCUGGUCGUGCGUUCCACGCUGCCAAGGCCAAGCGCAACAACUGGCCGCGCACCCGUGGUGUCGCCAUGAACCCGGUCGACCACCCUCACGGUGGUGGUAAUCACCAACACAUUGGUAAGGCGUCGACUAUCAGCCGCCACGCCGUGUCCGGACAGAAGGCCGGUCUCAUCGCUGCCCGCCGCACUGGUCUCCUCCGUGGUUCGGUCAAGACCAAGGACGCUUAA
This is a messenger RNA of Rhodotorula toruloides NP11, 765 nucleotides long. Its product is annotated as 60S ribosomal protein l2. The transcript has 6 exons. Gene Ontology annotation, biological process: cytoplasmic translation. The record is from RefSeq and is a predicted model, not a curated record. Gene Ontology annotation, cellular component: cytosolic large ribosomal subunit; ribosome. Gene Ontology annotation, molecular function: structural constituent of ribosome; RNA binding. Lineage: Eukaryota; Fungi; Basidiomycota; Microbotryomycetes; Sporidiobolales; Sporidiobolaceae. Bases 1 to 765 code for a protein of 254 amino acids.